Messenger RNA from Etheostoma cragini (Arkansas darter), 1977 nucleotides. RefSeq names its product protein NLRC3-like. The transcript has 3 exons. Lineage: Eukaryota; Metazoa; Chordata; Actinopteri; Perciformes; Percidae. The coding region runs from base 148 to 1977 and encodes 609 amino acids. The record is from RefSeq and is a predicted model, not a curated record.
UAUUAUUGGUUUCACAAAUGUCAACAUAACAUACUCAACAAAACUGGUCUGUUUUAAUAAUCCACCUAUUUUUAUACUCCCUAUAAACCUUCUGUUAGGUGACAGUGUACUUUUUGGUAUCUUUUUGGUCUUUUGCAGGGACAAAAGAUGAAGACGCCUAAAGAAGUCGUCUUGGGAAUUUUACAAGACAUGGGAGCUGAGGACUUUGAUGAAUUUAAGUGCCACCUGCAGGGAGUCCUCAACGACUUCCCAGCAAUCCCAAAGUGUAAACUGGAGAACGCCAACAGGCUGAACACCGUGGAUAUGAUGUUCCAGACCUACUGUGUCAAUACAGUUGAUGUGACCAGAACAGUUUUAGUGAAUAUCAAUCAAAAUGAGCUAGUGAAGACGUUGUUAAACAUGCCAAAAGCUGCAGCGAUUCUUGCUGCGUGCCAGGGAAAGGUUAAAUCCAACUUCAAUGAGACAUUCCAGCGUGUGUCUGAGGGGAUUGCUAAAACAAGAAACAAAACCCCUCUAAACCAGAUGUUCACAGAGAUUAACAUCACAGAGGAAGGGUUCCAUGAGGAACAUGAGGUCAGACAGACUGAAACAGCAUCCAGGAAACCAGAAACACCAGAACCAUCAAUCAGACAAGAAGACAUCUUUAAAAACCCACCUGGAAGAGAUGUACCAAUCAGAGUAGUGAUGACAAUGGGAGUGGCUGGCAUCGGGAAAACAGUCUUAACACAGAAGUUCACUCUGGACUGGGCUGAAGGCAAAGCCAACCAGGACAUCCAGUUCACAUUCCCACUCACCUUUAGAGAGCUGAAUGUGCUGAAAGACAGAAAGUUCAGCUUGGUGGAACUUGUCCAUCACUUCUACAGUGAAAUCAGAAUAGCAGGAAUCUGCAGGUUUGACGAGUUCCUGGUGGUCUUCAUCUUUGACGGUCUUGAUGAGUGUCGACUUCCUCUGGACUUCCUCAACACUGAGAUCCUGACUGAUAUUAAUGAGUCCACCUCAGUGGGUGUGCUGCUGACAAACCUCAUCAGGGGGAAUCUGCUUCCCUCUGCUCGCGUCUGGAUAACCACCCGACCUGCAGCAGCCAAUCAGAUCCCUCCUGAGUAUGUUGACAUGGUGACAGAGGUCAGAGGGUUCACUGACGCCCAGAAGGAGGAGUACUUCAGGAAGAGAUUCAGAGAUGAGGAGCAGGCCAGCAGAAUCAUCUCCCACAUCAAGAGAUCCCGAAGCCUCUACAUCAUGUGUCACAUCCCAGUCUUCUGCUGGAUCACUGCUACCGUUCUGGAGGAAGUGGUGAAGGCCACAGAGGGAAGAGAUCUGGCCAAGACUCUGACUGAGAUGUACAUCCACUUCCUGAUGGUUCAGUCCGAAGUGAAGAAGCUCAAGUAUGAUGAAGGAGCUAAGACAUAUUCACACUGGAGUCCAGAGAGCAAGGAGACAAUAGAGUCACUGGGAAAACUGGCUUUUGAGCAGCUGCAGAAAGGCAACCUGAUCUUCCUUAAAUCAGACCUGAAGGAAUGUGGAAUCGAUAUCAAAGCAGCCUCAGUGUACUCAGGAGUGUUCACACAGAUCUUUAAAGAGGAGAGUAGCCAAGUGUUCUGCUUCGUCCAUCUGAGUGUUCAGGAGUUUCUGGCUGCUCUUCAUGUCCAUCGGACCUUCACCAACUCUGGAGUCAACCUGGUGGCAGAAGACCAAACAACCCCCCGGCUGCCUAAGGUCUCCAGAGAAAAACCUAAACUAAAACAUCUCCACCAGAGUGCUGUGGACCAGGCCUUACAGAGUCCAAAUGGACACCUGGACUUGUUCCUCCGCUUCCUCCUGGGUCUUUCUCUAGAGUCCAAUCAGAAACACCUACAAGGUCUGCUGACACCGACAGGAAGUAGCUCAGAGACAAAUAAGAAAACAGUGAAGUACAUCAAGAAGAAGAUUAAGAAGAAUCUGGUCAGCUGCAGCGUUCUGCUCUACAACACAACCAAAUGA